GCUGCGGAUGCAGCGGUGGUAGCUGCGGAAGCUGUGGCGGCUGCGGCAAUUGCUGCGGUGGCUGUGGCAGCUGCAGUGGCUGUGGUAGUUGCGGAUGUGGCAGCUGCGGCUGUGGGUGCGGCGGCUGCCCUGGCUGUGGUGGAUGCUGUGGGGGUUGCGGGUGUGGCGGCUGCCCCUGUGGAGGCUGCGGAGGUUGCGGUUGUGGUGGCUGUAUGGGCUGCGGCUGCGGCUGCAGCGGAGGCGGAAGUGUCGGCAGCUGUAGUGGAGGCAACUGCAAUGCGUGCGGCA
Symbiodinium pilosum is the source of this 288-nucleotide messenger RNA. Lineage: Eukaryota; Dinophyceae; Suessiales; Symbiodiniaceae. The record is from the annotation of a GenBank genome assembly.